AUGCCAUGGCCGAAGCUCUGGUCUUCGUCGACAAAGGAUGAAGGUGCCUCGCCAGAGACCAUCGCCACGAAGGCAAACAGAACCUGGGAGUCGACGACUGCCAUAGUGUCAGAGGCAGCUGGGUCUGUUCAGCGCAAUACAGCGGAGGCCGUCCCUGCGCAGUUCAAGGCCUUUACGCAGCCCGAGACAAUCGUAGCUGCAGUCGUCCUAUCUGCCACCUCGUUCGGUCUCUACAGAUUCUACAGGUCGUACCUGCGAAGGAUACCUCAAGCCAUCAAUAUCAGCCCUGGAUACCUCGGGCGCAGGAGCCUUGUCGGCCAGGUGACGAGCGUCGGAGAUGGGGACAACUUUCGCAUGUAUCACACACCUGGCGGGAGGCUCGCAGGAUGGGGCUGGCUGCCGUGGAGGCGCGUCCCGACAGAGAAGAAGGCGCUGAAGGAUCAAACAAUACACGUUCGUUUGGCUGGGAUUGACGCGCCGGAAAUGGCUCACUUCGGACGACCAUCUCAACCGUAUGCGCAAGAGGCUCUUGACUGGUUGACUGCAUAUCUCGUGGGUCGCCGUGUCCGCACAUACGUCUACAAGGCAGACCAGUAUAGCAGAGUGGUCGGUACUGUGUAUGUCUGGAAGAAGUUGUGGCGGCGUGAUGUUGGUCUACAAAUGCUAAAAGCUGGAUAUGCUACGAUUUACGAGGCCAAAACCGGUGUCGAGUUUGGAAGAGCCAAAGAAGAGCGAUACAGGAGAGCCGAGUGGUGGGCAAAAGUGAGGCGGAAAGGGAUGUGGGCGGGAAAGCAACCGGAUUAUGAGAGUCCUCGGGAGUACAAGAAUCGACAUGGAGUCGGCGCUCCAAAAGAAGAAACGAAGCAAUGA
Cladophialophora yegresii CBS 114405 is the source of this 870-nucleotide messenger RNA. RefSeq lists its product as uncharacterized. The transcript is spliced from 2 exons. Gene Ontology annotation, cellular component: cytoplasm; mitochondrion. The coding region runs from base 1 to 870 and encodes 289 amino acids. NCBI's taxonomy places the organism in Eukaryota, Fungi, Ascomycota, Eurotiomycetes, Chaetothyriales, Herpotrichiellaceae. The record is from RefSeq and is a predicted model, not a curated record.